This is a messenger RNA of Lachnellula hyalina, 912 nucleotides long. RefSeq lists its product as uncharacterized. The coding region runs from base 1 to 912 and encodes 303 amino acids. The record is from RefSeq and is a predicted model, not a curated record. The transcript is spliced from 2 exons. NCBI's taxonomy places the organism in Eukaryota, Fungi, Ascomycota, Leotiomycetes, Helotiales, Lachnaceae.
AUGACUCUAGAAGUCAUCUACCUAACCCGCCAUGGCUUCCGUUCCAACUGGGUAGUCGACCCCAAAACAGGCACCUACAGCGCCUCCAUCCCCUCCCCCACAGGAAUCCCCUCCGACCCAGCUCUCGCUGGCUAUGGCGUCGCCCAAUCCCACGAACUCGCCGCGCACCUCAAGACCCUAUCGCCGCCAAUCGAGCGUAUCUACUCCUCGCCCUUCUACCGCUGCAUCCAAACCAUCACACCAACCCUCGACGCAUUGUCCUCCUCCCACUCCCUGAAAGUCCGCGGCGAAAACGGCAUCGGCGAAUGGUACGGCCUAGCACGCUUCGACCACCCAUCCCCCGCCGAACCAGCCCUUCUGAAGACCCUAUUCCCCCACUACGACGAGACCUACACGCCGGUUAUAAAACCGAGUGUUAAUGGCGAGAAUAUAGAGGAAUUGCAUAACAGGACUGCAUACGCACUUCACCGGAUAAUAGAGCAGAGCGACAGGGAAGGCGUGAAAGCCAUCGUCAUCUGCACGCAUGCGGCUACAUUAAUAGCGAUUGGGAGGGUGUUGACAGGCCGCAUGCCAGAUGAUAUCGCAGAGGAGGAUUUCCGGCCUUUCACGUGUGGCCUGAGUACCUUUGUGCGGGAAGGAAAGGAGGUGCAGGCCGGGGUGGAAGAGUGGAAGGGGCCGGAAAGUAGGAUCCCGAGCGUGGACUGGAGGGGUGGGAAAGGGGUAGGGGGAGGGUGGAAGCUGGAGGGCAGUGGGGAGUGUGGGUUUUUGAGUGGUGGGGAGGAGAGGGGUUGGCGGUUCUCGGGAGAUGAGAGUUUUGUUGCGCAGCCGGGACAGGCGCCCGCAUUGGAUGCUGGGUCUGGACUUGGUGUUGUUGUUGAGGGAAAUAAGGGGAGUGGACCGUCGAGGUUAUGA